Messenger RNA from Lachancea dasiensis, 1515 nucleotides. The record is from the annotation of a GenBank genome assembly. NCBI's taxonomy places the organism in Eukaryota, Fungi, Ascomycota, Saccharomycetes, Saccharomycetales, Saccharomycetaceae.
AUGCCCGCUCCACACGGUGGUGAACUAAAAGACCUGAUCGCUCGCGAUGCUUCCAUCAAGUCGAAAUUGCUCCACGAGGCCUCUGAGUCGUCGCUCAAAUGGAACUUGACGGGCAGACAGAUCUGCGAUUUGGAAUUGAUCCAAAAUGGUGGAUUCUCACCUUUAUCCGGGUUCUUAAAUCAAAAGGAUUACGAAAGCGUCCUUCACAACUCGAGGCUGACUAGCGGGCUGGUUUGGACAAUCCCUAUUACUUUGGAUGUCACGGAGAAAUUUGCUGCUCAACUGAAGCCAAAGGCGAGGGUCACUCUGUUGCAGGAUGAUCAAAUUCCGGUUGCCAUUUUGACUGUCACUGACGUUUACAAGCCCGACAAGAAGGUUGAGGCCAAGCAAGCUUUCAGAGGUGAUCCGGAACAUCCAGCAGUUAGCUAUCUGUACAACACUGCAGGAGACUACUACGUCGGCGGUGAAAUCCAAGCUAUCCAAUUGCCGGUCCACUACGACUACCCAGGUUUGCGUAAGACUCCUGCUCAAUUGAGAUUGGAAUUUGAAUCCAAACAAUGGGAUCGUAUCGUGGCUUUUCAAACACGUAACCCCAUGCACAGAGCCCACAGAGAACUCACCGUAAGAGCCGCGAGAGAGCAAAAUGCAAAGGUCUUGAUUCACCCCGUUGUCGGGUUAACGAAACCGGGCGACAUCGACCAUCACACUCGUGUCAGAGUUUACCAAGAGAUUAUCAAGAGAUACCCAAACGGCAUGGCACAGCUCUCGUUACUUCCUUUGGCUAUGCGUAUGGGUGGCGAUCGUGAGGCUGUGUGGCAUGCCAUUAUCAGGAAAAACUACGGUGCUACUCACUUCAUUGUUGGGAGAGACCACGCAGGCCCUGGAAAGAACAGUGCCGGCGUCGAUUUCUACGGUGCAUAUGAUGCUCAAGAGCUUGUAGAGUCCUACAAGAAUGAACUAGACAUUGAAGUCGUUCCCUUCAGAAUGGUAACUUAUUUGCCAGAUGAAGAUAGAUACGCUCCAAUUGAUCAAAUCGACCUUUCUAAUACUUCCACUUUGAACAUCAGUGGGACUGAACUGAGAAACCGUUUGAGAUCUGGUGGUGCCAUUCCAGAAUGGUUCUCUUAUCCAGAAGUGGUCAAGAUUUUGAGAGAAUCCAACCCACCAAGGCCCAAACAAGGCUUUGCCAUCGUUUUAUCCAAAGAAUUGACCGACAACCAACAAUUGUCGAUUGCAUUAUUGUCGACAUUUUUGCAAUUUGGCGGAGGCAGACAUUUUAAAGUGCUGGAGCACGACGAUGACUCCAAGGUUUUAGAACUAGUGCCAGAUUUCAUCAGAAGCGGUUCUGGUUUAAUCCUUACCGAGUCUAAGGAUGUCGCAGGUGUGACCAAUGCUUACCUCGUUGGUGCAGGUGAGGGGGCGGACAUCAAGCUCGACUCAAGUGACGAAAGUGUUUUGCAUGUUGUGCAAAAAGUAGUUUUGUUUUUGGAAGACAAUGGCUUUUUCACAUUCUGA